UGAAGGUUGCUCCAAGUGGAGGGUGGCUCAGGCUGCGCUGUGAGACACCACGAGGCCGGCGCGAGUUUUUAACACGUUGUCUCAUUGCGUGCUAACACCCACCGCAGCCCACGGUGCGUUGCGUGCCAGCAAUCGCCCGUCGCUGGCAAGUUGCUGCAGAGCACGAUGAGAGCGCGAUAUGCGGCGAGCGCUGUUGCGGCGCUAGUCAGCCUAGCAAGCGCCUCCCAGCCGCCCGGCGGCGGUUGGGGCUACAACAACUACCCGCCGCCCCAACAAGAGCAGCCGCCGCAGCAAUGGGGCGGCUACCAGCAGUACGGCGAACAACCGCAGUACGGCUCCGAGGCGGUGGAGCCCGCCACCGCUGACGACGACGCCGACGCCGACGCCGAGGCGGUCGAGGCCGACGUCGUUGCGGAGCCGGCCAACGAGACUGCUGUCGAGGCCGCCGACGCGGACGACGAGGCGCCGAGCACCGAGCCGGAAGUCGAGGUCGCCGAGUACGCGUACGACGACGGCCGCGGCACGUCGGCGUACUACGGCGAGGUGCGGGCCGAGUACCAGGCGCCCUCUCCUUCGGAGCCCGAGAGCGAGCCCGAGGCGCCUACAGGUGGCGAGGCUGUGCCUCCGGCCGGCGAAAGUUCUGGCGAGGCGCCGCCGCCGCCUCCACCACAAUGGGGCGCCCCGCCACCGCCCGGUCCGCCCGGCUUUGGUGCGCCGCCGCCGGGCGGACCGCCUCCGGGCUUUGGGGCGCCGCCGGGCGCCCCGCCGCCGCCACCGCCGCCUGCGUGGGGCGAGCACGGUGGCGCGCCGCCGCCGGGUUCGAGUGGACCCCCUCCGGGCCCUCCUGGCGGCGCGCCGCCACCGUGGGGCGCACCUCCGGGCGCGCCGCCGCCUCAGCAGCCGCCGUGGGGCGCGCCUCCGCAAGAGCAACCGCCGUGGGGCGCGGCCCCGGGCCCGGCCUCCUCAGACCUGCCGCCGUGGGCGAGCGGCGCGCCGCAGCAGGAGCAGCCGCGCGGGCCCGGCCUGAUGGGUCGUAUCUUUCGGGGGAACCGAAACAACCAGAACCAGAACCAGGGCUUCGGCCAGGACCCCUACGGCGCGCCGCCGGGCGCGGCCGCGCCGCCGUGGGGCGCGCCGCCUGGUCAAGGACCGCCGGGCGCGCCUCCGGGACGACAAGGACCGCCCGGUGGGCCGCCUGGCGCGCCGCCGGGCCGACCGGGAGAGAUCGUGCCCUGGGGCCAAGGGCAGGGUGGACCGCCGCGGGGUCCUCAGGGAGGCAACGACGUGUCGGGCAUCUACUACCAGCAGCAGAUGCUCGUGACGCGGCGCGGGAACGGCGGCGGUGGCCUCGGCGCGACGGUCGCGUCGGCGGGCAUAGGCGCCGCCACUGGUGUGGGAGGUCUGCUCUCCAAAGUGAAGGGCGCGAUGGCAAGGCCGCAACAGGCCGAGGCGUGGCCGGGCCAGCAGAGCGGCUACCCGCCGCAGCAGGGCGGUUAUCCUGGCGCGCCUGGUGGUGGUCCUCCGGGCUUUGGCGCGCCGCCGCCUCCGGGCGGCCCUCCUCCUCCGGGCUUCGGUGGGGCGCCUCCGCCGCCGCCAGGCGGUCCUGGCGGUCCUCCGCCUGGAUUUGGGGCGCCUCCGCCGCCGGGCGGGCCGCCGCCAGGUUUUGGCCCGCCUCCUGGCCGCGGCGGGCCGCCGCCACCGCCUGGUCCGCCCGGGCGCGGGCCGCCGCCGCCGCCACAGGGUGGCCCGCCGCCACCGGGUGGACCGCCGCCGGGCUAUCCGCCGCAGGGCUACGGCCGCUAGGUGCCCGUCUAAGUAUCGACUACAAGACGCUAAAUUACGCCCGGCUCCUAACUAGAACAGGCCCGACCACAA
This is a messenger RNA of Pelagomonas calceolata, 1875 nucleotides long. Lineage: Eukaryota; Pelagophyceae; Pelagomonadales; Pelagomonadaceae. The record is from the annotation of a GenBank genome assembly.